GUAGCUCUCUCGAAGGCGAUGCGAUAAGCGGUGCGAGAACUGCGAGAACUGCGAGAGCAGCGCAGUGCGCACGGAAAAAUUGGGUCGAUGCGCGGAAGAUGGCGGUCGUUGCGUGGUGCGCGUAAGAACGUAAGAAGGCUCGCACUUGGUGAGAAACAUGAAAGAACCACGGUGAGGUACGUCGACACGUGCGAAACGCGACUUAGGCGACCCGUCCGUACAAACACCGGCGUAAAAGCACGACGCCCUCGCGAACUCGCGACUCGAUCACGUCGGCGGUCGGGGACGUGUUGACGAAUUUGUUUACGAUAAGCGGCAACGAAGAAGCCGCCGUGUCUCUUUCAAUUUUCGGAAGCUGUCGCAAUCGUUUGUCGUUUCUCGUUUCUCGAUUCUCGGCUAGCGACGCGGCGAGCAGGUGACGCAGGUGUAUCGCGCGAUCGUGUGAUCGUUGGUGCCGACUUGCCGACUUGCCGAGUGCUGAGUGCCGAGUAAAGUGACAACACCAGUCAUCACACGGCACGUACAAGUGCGUACAAGAGAGAACACGCUGCACGCAGCGGCAGGGGGGGAACGAAAAGAGAGAGGAAAGAUAAGCACGCACGUAUACCUAAUACCUACACCCGCAGCGGACAGAUUCGACACUGGAGAUUAAGCGUUGCCGGACUUCGGCCCGGUGAGAAGAACAGUAGAGAUGCUGAAGCAAUUGCAGAUGGGGAUGAGAGCUUUCCUCUUAAUGGCCUCCCGUGUGUGGACCUGCAUCUGCUUUCUACUCAAGAAGCAGGUUAGAGCCAUCUCACAGAUGCAACCAGUCAAAUACGAGAUCUUCCCGCUUUCACCUUUAUCUAGGCACAGACUUAGUAUAGUUAAGAGAAAAGUAUUAGUACUGGAUUUAGAUGAAACAUUAAUUCACUCUCAUCACGACGGAGUAGCGAGGCCAACUGUCAGGCCUGGUACACCUCCAGAUUUUGUUCUUAAAGUGACGAUAGACAGACAUCCUGUUAGAUUUUUUGUCCAUAAAAGACCACACGUAGAUUUCUUCUUGGAUAUUGUUAGUCAGUGGUACGAGCUAGUAGUCUUUACUGCAUCCAUGGAAAUAUAUGGGGCAGCAGUUGCAGAUAAACUAGAUAAUAACAGAGGUAUUUUAAGGCGCAGAUAUUAUAGACAACAUUGCACGCCAGAAAUGGGUUCUUACACCAAGGAUUUAUCUGCAAUCUGUUCAGAUCUCUCUUCAGUCUUUAUUCUUGAUAACAGCCCAGGAGCUUACAGAGCCUAUCCACACAACGCGAUACCCAUAAAGUCAUGGUUCAGCGAUGCGGGAGACACCGCUUUAUUAAGCUUACUUCCAGUCUUGGAUGCUCUUCGUUUCACGCAGGAUGUACGAUCCGUUCUUUCAAGAAAUUUACACUUACACCAUACUUGGUAGCAUAGCUGAGAUUGAACGAUACACUAGAUAUUCUAGAGUUGAAACUAUUAGCAGUUUCAGUUAGUGUGUCUAGCCUAGGAUUAUUAUUGUUACUAAUUAAUAGCAACUUUAGGUCGCUGCCCAUAUAAUGAGAGAGCCCCUUUCUUUAGUCCUUGUUUUUCUAUACUCGAACGAAAAGCGGUGAAUAAGUACCGAAGAAAAUGGUAUUCAGCCAAUAAUUACAUCAGCACAAAAACAUCCUAGGAUAAACUCUUUGCGUUGUACAAUCCAUAUGUGCAAAAUCAUGAAGCGAAUUUCUUUACUUUUUUCUGUUGUACAAAUCUUUACCAAAGACCAAGAUACAAAAAUAAGAUAGAAUCGUAUUAGCCAGCAAGAUUUUUCAUAUUAGGUAAGAAUUCAACUUUUUAUUUAUAUAUUUCGGCACAUCAUGGAAAAUAAAUCAUUAAAGUACUUUUGUUAUUAACCUAGGAUGUAUAGAUAGAUAGAAAAAGAGGGGGGGGGGAGAUGUACCUAAGUCAAAUGGAUUUCACUGUAACUCACUGUAUCAGUGAGGCAGCUGUAUCCUGGUUAUAUCCAAUAAAAGAAGUAUUAAUAUAAAACCAGGAAAGAAUGACAUCUGUUCUCGUCAAGACUUCCGCGAUAUGGAAUAUUAUAUGUAUGAUCUUAUAUGAUUGAUUGUGUAUGGUAUGCGCUCUUACAAGAGUUUAUAAUAUGCGAUUCUUUGAUACUUUUGGUUUUCUACUUUAUUUUGUCCCAUAAAAUAAUUGCAAUUAAUAAAUAUAUAAACGAGAAAACAACACACUUGUAAAGAAAUAUAUUUGUAAUUGUCUUGAUAUAAUAUUCAAAUUCUUGUUCCUAAAAAAUAAUCUUGAGAUCAUAUAAGUUGAAACAUAGAAUUGAUUUAUAUAUUUUUUCUUGCAAACAUCUUAACAAGAGCAAUUGAGUGUUUCUAUAAAAAAAAAUUUAUACAAUACUCAUUUUACUUGCAUUUCUUUUUUGUUUAUGCUAUAAAUAUAUUAUUUUAUAAUAAAAUAUUUAACUAUGUAAAGAAAACUCGUAUGAAUUAUACAAUAUGAUAUUUUUCCAUACAAAUCAUACAUGUAUAAUUUUUUUCAUUGAUAUUCGAAAAUAUGGGGGAAGAAUAGCGUAUAAGGAAGAAGAGGUUUCAACUUAUAAUCUUAAGAUUAUCAUAUUACAUUUAAAAAACAAAAUCUUAAAUACAGUACUCAAUUAGCUCUAAUUACUUAAAAUGUGAAAAGUUUUGCAAAUUUUUCUCUAAUUUGAGAAACAAAUUUGUUUCUUAUAUAUAGUUAACAUACAAUUUAUUUAUUUCAUGAUUACGAAUAGUGAAAUAAUUAAAUGAAUUACAUAUCAUGAACUCUUCUUGUAAGUGAUAUACAUAUACUAGCAAACUACACACACGUACACGUACACGAAUCUGUGUACUUUGUUUGCUUGUUUAGUGAUACAAUAAUGUCGAACAUUAUACAACUUGUACAUAUUACUCGGAUGUAUUUGACGCAACUCAAGUAUGACUGAUUUUUGUAUGAAUGAUUGGUAUAAAUAAGUUACAAUACAUGGACUUCAUCUAAUACCUAUAUUUAUGUGCGUGUGUGUAUGUGUAAUGUAAGUGCAUCCGCACAUACAUGCACACACAUACACAUGUAUACACAUGCAUUUAUACAUAAAUGUAAAAUCAAUUUAUUCAAUUUACAUUUAAAAAGUAAAAAAAGAACAAUACGCCCAUGUGUACAAGAUUUAGCGAUAUUAGUUAUCCUUCAAUAAAGAUUUUUUAAAAUUAAAA
This is a messenger RNA of Solenopsis invicta (red fire ant), 3227 nucleotides long. It is a transcript of the gene Dd, whose product is annotated as CTD nuclear envelope phosphatase 1 homolog. Bases 692 to 1423 code for a protein of 243 amino acids. NCBI's taxonomy places the organism in Eukaryota, Metazoa, Arthropoda, Insecta, Hymenoptera, Formicidae. Gene Ontology annotation, molecular function: protein serine/threonine phosphatase activity. The transcript is spliced from 5 exons. The record is from RefSeq and is a predicted model, not a curated record.